This is a messenger RNA of Carica papaya (papaya), 2723 nucleotides long. RefSeq names its product Leucine-rich repeat (LRR) family protein (gene CLV2). Gene Ontology annotation, molecular function: protein binding. The record is from RefSeq and is a predicted model, not a curated record. Lineage: Eukaryota; Viridiplantae; Streptophyta; Magnoliopsida; Brassicales; Caricaceae.
GUGCUUUUUUCACUUCAACCCAAACUUCAGUAGCUCAAGCCUGGAGCAGCAGCAAUCAGUGAACUUCUUACCUUACCUUCAAUCUACUUCCUCCACGAUUCUUCCUCCAUUUUUACUGACUCUCUCUCUCUCCCUCUCCCUCUCCCUCUCUAGCUCAGGGAGUAUCUUCGGUUUUCAUUCACUCCUUGCACUUCCUCAUACAAUGCUCCCAUCGAAGAAGAAGUAGAAGUAGAAGAAGUAGAAGUAGAAGAAGAAGAAGAGUGAGUUGCUAUUUUGCUGUCGCUUGUAUACAUCGUUCUUCUGUCCAAUCUUCAUCAACCUCUGUAUCAGAUUGGUUGAACGGAGAUAGUUCUGCGCUUCAGUUGAGGUGGCCUACUCCAGAAAUGGAGGCCUCCAAAAUCUCGAUACUACACCUGCUGUUUCUAUUUUUGAUGUGCCUGUUUUCCUAUCCAUCUCAAUCUUUUGAUCUGGAUCCCGACGACAGAGACUCCUUGUCGACAUUUAAGCUAUCGGUUCACGACCCAAACAAGAGUUUAUCAACCUGGGUUGGCUCAAGCUGCACCAACUGGACCGGACUUGCCUGCGAGAACCGGACCGGCCGGGUGGUUUCCAUCAACUUGACCAGCCUGAAUUUGUCAGGUGAACUUCACCCCAGUUUAUGCAAACUAUUAUUUCUUGAGUACCUCAUUUUGGCACGAAAUAAUUUUAGCGGUACAAUCCCAUUUUGUUUUGGAGCGCUCCGCAGCCUCAAGACUCUUGAUCUCAGCCAUAAUAGGCUAGGUGGUGUUAUUCCUGAUACAGUUAUGAGGCUUAAGCAAUUGAAACGACUUGUGUUGAGGGGGAACCCGGAUUUGGGUGGCUCUCUUCCUCUGUGGCUUGGUAAUUUCUCAAUGAAUUUGGAGAGACUUGAUCUUGGUUUUAAUUCAUUUAGGGGAGAAAUACCCGAAAGCUUGUUGUACUUGAAGUCUUUGAGGUACUUGAAUCUUGAGAGCAAUUGCUUGUCUGGUAAUCUUCAUGAUUUUUAUCAGUCUUUGGUGUACCUCAAUCUUGCUUCGAAUCGGUUCUCGGGUACUUUGCCUUGUUUUUCUGCUUCUGCACAGUCUCUUAAUGUUUUGAAUUUGGCUAAAAAUUCUAUUAUGGGCGGAAUACCUUCUUGUAUUUCUUCACUACAAGUUUUGGCACAUCUAAACCUGUCCUUCAACAACUUGAAAUAUGGGAUAUCUCCUAGGCUUGUGUUUUCAGAGAAACUACUCCUGUUGGACUUGAGUUCUAAUGAUUUAUCAGGUGAUAUUCCUGCCAAAAUUGCCAAGACAACUGAUAAAUCAGGGCUUGUACUUCUUGACCUUUCUCACAAUCGCUUCUCUGGUGAUAUCCCGUUGAAGAUUACUGAGCUCAAAACUUUGCAAGCAUUGUUUCUUUCUCACAAUCUUCUUACUGGAGAAAUCCCACCAAGGAUUGGUAACUUAACAUAUCUCCAAGUGAUUGAUCUUUCACACAACUCUUUGUCUGGUCCAAUUCCUUUAAAUAUUGUUGGAUGCUUCCAACUACUUGCAUUGAUACUCAAUAACAACAACCUUUCUGGUGAAAUCCAACCUGAGCUUGAUGCGUUGGAUGGCCUGAAGAUAUUGGAUAUAAGCAACAACAGGAUUUCUGGUGAGAUCCCGCUAACAUUAGCAGGGUUGAAAUCACUUGAGGUUGUAGAUUUCAGUUCCAACAAUCUCUCAGGAACUUUGAAUGAUGCAAUAACAAAAUGGUCGAACCUCAAGUAUCUUUCUCUAGCUAGGAACAAAUUCAGUGGAAAUCUACCUAGUUGGUUGUUCUUGUUUGAAGAUAUCCAAAUGAUUGAUUUCUCCAGCAACAAGCUCACUGGCCUCAUACCAGAUGGUAACUUCAAUGGUAGUUUGAAUUUCAAUAAUGGGAACAUUCUUCGAACUAUGUCCACAGAUCCUUUCAUUACAAUGAGAAAAGUCGACAUAAGAAUUUCCGCUCUUGUCCUCAAUAGCAAUGAAUUAAGCUUCACUUACAAACUAUCGCCAGUGGUUGGAAUUGAUUUAUCUGAUAAUCUGUUGCAUGGGGAAAUUCCAGAGGGUCUCUUCAGACUACAGUUUCUAGAGUACCUGAAUUUAUCAUAUAAUUUUCUUGAUGGUCAGGUUCCAAGUGUAGAGAAGAUGUCAAGUUUGAGAGUGUUGGAUCUGUCGCAUAAUUCAUUGUCAGGUCAAGUCCCAGGAAACAUAUCUAGUCUCCAAGAGUUGACACUUUUGAAUUUGUCAUACAACUGUUUCUCUGGACUUGUUCCUGGAAAGCAGGGGUACCGGAGGUUUCCUGGAGCCUUUGCAGGCAAUCCAGAUUUAUGUGUUGAAUCCUCUGGUGAAGGGUGUGAAAAGGGAAGUCUUCCCAAAGUCCGUGGCAAGACAUUGAAAGGAGAAAUGGAGGAAGGACCAAUUUCUGAAUGGGUGUUUUGCUUAAGUGCAUUUCUUAGCUUCUACUUUGGAGUGGUAGCACUCUUUUGUUCAAGUCGAGCCAGAAGUUACAUUCUUCGUACAAAAGUGUAAUGGCAUCAGGUUUUGUACAUUCCCUUUCUCUGAUUUUGUAGCCAUACAUGUUGUUGAUGACUAAAAUUGACACUAGCUCACUUGAAAACAUUGCGGCUUAGGCACAAUGCUGAAUUGUCGUAGCCAUUUUGAAUUCUGGUAGUGCAAGAGUUGUGUGCUUUUAGUAGCUAA